Messenger RNA from Leptopilina boulardi, 3993 nucleotides. It is a transcript of the gene nAChRbeta1, whose product is annotated as acetylcholine receptor subunit beta-like 1. Gene Ontology annotation, cellular component: postsynaptic membrane; neuron projection; synapse. The record is from RefSeq and is a predicted model, not a curated record. NCBI's taxonomy places the organism in Eukaryota, Metazoa, Arthropoda, Insecta, Hymenoptera, Figitidae. Gene Ontology annotation, molecular function: acetylcholine-gated monoatomic cation-selective channel activity; transmembrane signaling receptor activity. Bases 44 to 1606 code for a protein of 520 amino acids. The transcript is spliced from 5 exons. Gene Ontology annotation, biological process: signal transduction; monoatomic ion transmembrane transport; regulation of membrane potential.
AGUUAAUCCAGUGUUCCGUGGGUAUUCGUAGCAAUACGACAAAAUGCAUUUCUCUCAAAAAUUUUUUUUAUUUUUUUUACUGUCAUUCGUACUUUGUAUUGGAUUCUGUUCAGAAGAUGAGGAAAGAUUAGUUCGUGAUUUAUUUAGAGGCUAUAAUAAAUUAAUACGACCAGUUAAAAAUAUGACAGAAAAUGUUCUUGUUAGAUUUGGCCUUGCUUUUGUUCAACUAAUUAAUGUGAAUGAAAAAAAUCAAAUUAUGAAAUCUAAUGUCUGGUUAAGACUGACGUGGACAGAUUAUCAACUACAGUGGGAUGAAUCUGACUAUGGUGGAAUUGCUGUUUUGAGAUUACCACCUGAUAAAGUGUGGAGACCUGAUAUUGUGCUUUUUAACAAUGCUGAUGGAAAUUAUGAAGUACGAUACAAAAGUAACAUCUUAAUAUAUCCAAAUGGUGAAGUAUUGUGGGUGCCACCUGCUAUAUAUCAAAGUUCAUGUACAAUCGACGUUACAUAUUUCCCUUUCGACCAACAAACUUGCAUUAUGAAGUUUGGCUCAUGGACAUUUAAUGGAGAUCAAGUUUCUUUGGCUCUUUAUAAUGAUAAAAAUUUUGUCGAUUUAUCUGAUUAUUGGAAAAGUGGCACAUGGGAUAUUGUCAACGUUCCAGCAUACCUUAAUGUACAUAAAGAAAGCGCUCCAACUGAAACAGAUAUUACGUUUUACAUAAUUAUUCGAAGGAAAACUCUUUUUUAUACUGUUAACUUGAUCCUGCCAACUGUAUUAAUUUCAUUUCUGUGUGUACUGGUGUUCUAUUUGCCAGCCGAAGCCGGUGAAAAGGUUACACUUGGUAUUAGUAUUCUUCUGUCGUUGGUUGUAUUUUUACUUUUAGUGAGUAAAAUUCUGCCACCUACAUCACUUGUACUGCCACUAAUAGCGAAAUAUUUACUGUUUACGUUUGUUAUGAACACUGUUAGUAUAUUGGUUACUGUAGUUAUUAUUAAUUGGAAUUUCCGUGGUCCCAGAACUCAUAGAAUGCCACCAAUGAUUCGCAAAAUAUUUUUGAAAGUUUUACCAGCAGUUUUGCUUAUGAGGAGACCAAAGAAGACCAGACUAAAAUGGAUGAUGGAAAUACCUAACGUAACACUUCCAACUUCAACUUACUCUGGGAGUCCUACUGAAAUACCAAAACAUCUACCUCCUUCCAUGAAUAAAUCGAAAAUGGAGGUAAUGGAGUUGUCAGACUUGCAUCAUCCUAAUUGCAGUGCUAACAGAAAAAAUCAUCAUACUAGUGGUUCCAGUACAGCUGGAGGAGGUAUUGAAACAAUGGCUGAUAGAAGAGGAUCAGAAAGCUCUGACUCUGUUCUUCUUAGUCCUGAAGCAAGUAAAGCAACUGAAGCAGUUGAAUUUAUUGCUGAACAUUUAAGAAAUGAAGAUUUAUAUAUACAGACAAGAGAAGAUUGGAAAUACGUUGCCAUGGUAAUAGAUCGUUUGCAGUUGUAUAUUUUCUUCAUUGUAACAACUGUUGGUACAGUGGGUAUUUUAAUGGAUGCUCCUCAUAUUUUUGAAUAUGUGGAUCAAGAUCGAAUUAUUGAAAUUUAUCGAGGAAAAUAAUUUGUCAUCAAAUCAAAAAAUAAUGAAUUAAUUCUUAAAAUGUGGUUUAACCUUUUGUUGAUACACUGGGUCAUGAUGAAUGAGAAUAAAAUUUUUCGAUCAGAAAUAUCUCUACUCUUAACAAUUUUUCAAAAACUAUAUUCACAUCAUCUAUAGAUAGUUUGAACAUUUAUCAAUAUACAUUUAUACAAAACGAAUGUUGAAAAAGUAUAAUUAGUAUGCAACUGACGUCGCUUAAAAAACAGUCAAAAAUAAUUGUGUCAACUUGUUAUAACACUAUAAAUGUUAAUAACACUAAAUUUUUGGAAUAAUAUAUUUUCAUAGAAAUAUAAAUAUUUGAUCCGAAUUUGAGUUAAUUGGAAUUCAAUGCUGAAUGUUUGUUCAAUUUUUGAAAUUCAAUUUUACAGGUUAAUUUAUUGUCCUUCAUUUUGUACCUUAUAGUAAUAUAAUGGUAUUAAAUACUUAAAUAUAUAAACGUUACUGAUUUAAGUGUUGCUUGUAAUAAAAAAUUACGAUGUGUUUAUAGUUGAGAUUAUUAUUAUUCAACAAAACAUGUAAAAUUUUACCCACACCCACUGCAUGCUUAUUUGAAUAGAUUGUGAUAUCACAUCGUAAGUAAAUUUUAUUUGACGAACCCUAUUGGAAUCCAUAUAAUAUAAUAUUAUAACAUAAUUAUACUUAAUAUAUUUUGAUAUUACACUAUAUGCUUUCAGUUACAAGACAUUCAAAUAAGCAUCAACCUUACAUCAUGCUAUGUGGGUAACGGUUUCCAUAUAACCAGCGUAUAAGUACUGUACCAGCAAUACACUUUCGAACUGUACUAGGCUAGUAUUCUAGACUAGUAUUUCAUACCACAAUGGCGAAAAAAGCAUUGAGGCAUCCUAACCUAUAAGGUACGACAUACUGGUAUUGUACUGCCCUAGAGGAUCGCAAACUACGCGUGUUCGACGAAUUCGUUGCACAAUGGUGUAACAUUCGUCUAACAUUCAUAGCUUGUUGACGAAGCUCUAUUUGAGUGGUUUAAAAUACAACGUGAUCGCAAUAUUCCGAUUAGUGGACCAAUUUUACAAAUUCAAGCAGAAAAAUUUGCGACAGAUUUGGGUAUAUGAGACUUUAAAUGCUCAAACUGCUGGCUUGGAAGUUUAAAGAAAAGACAUGACAUUAAAUAACGAAUUAUAAUUUGUUUAUUUAAUUUUUAAGAGUAAAACAAAAAAUAAAGUCUUAAGUUAUUAAAAAGAAACACCUUUUUUAUAUAUAAAACUAGGUUUGUAAAUUUUCUCAUAAAAAAAUAUUAAAUUAAAUUAAAAAACUUUUUUAUAAUAUUAAAAUUGAAUAGGUACUUUAAAUAUUUAUGAAAUAAUUUGUCAUAAUUUUUAUUCGUAUCACGGAGAGAAGAGAUUUAGUAUAUUCUACUAAACACGUUUAGUCCAGAUUCUACUAAACAGCGUAGUCAGAGGGACUACUAUAGUUCUGUCACACAAUAAAAUUUACCGACAGAAUAAAAAUGCACAAAUCUGAUUGGUUGUCCACAAUUAACCAGAUUGCGGACAACCAAUAUCAGAUUUCUACAUUUCGUUUCUGUCGGUAAAUUCUUUUCUUUCGAUAUUCGUGUAAAUGCUUCCUUUCAUUUUACUAAACAGUAUCGUUCAUUUAACUGACUGUUUAGUCCGUUCAAAAUGAACGUUAUUGUUUAGUAGAUUUAACUGAGAUAGUAGUAAAAUCUACUACGCCCUUCUCUCCGUGUAUUAAACACUUUUUCUCUGUUAAAAAUAAUAAAAAGUCUGACACUGACAAACUCACUGAUAAACAUCGUUUACUUUAAAUAAUAACAAUUUAAUAAUUACAACUUAAUUUAAUACAAAAAAUGCAAAAAUCAAUCAUUGGAUAUUUGAUUUAUUCAAAUCAAUAGCAUUUUUUUUAUCAAUUGUAAUUCAUUUUUGACAUUAUUUCAAAAAUCUACGCAUGUUACACGAGUGUGCAACGAAUUCUUCGAACACUCGUAGGUUGCGAUCAGUCUGCAAGGUAUUAUUCUCCUAUUAAGUACUUUACAUACUUAAUGCUUCUAGGAGUUUGGGAUACUUUUAUUAGACUAGUAUUGUAUUGGUACAUAAUUACCCACACAGCACCGAAAGUUUCCUAAACCUGUAUUAAAGCUGUGCGUGCCAAGUUGGAAAAAUUUACCGUAAAGCUUAGCACAGGUUGUGUAAAUAUGUAAAUGUCCGCAAUUGAGUAAAUGUUUAGCGUAAAACUGUACUGAAUCUUUAAAUUACGUAUUUAGUACAGGUUUAGCGUAAAACUGUACUGAAUCUUUAAAUUACAUAUUUGGUACAGGUUUAGCGUAAAACUGUACUGAAUCUUUAAAUUACAUAUUUGGUACAGGUUUAGCG